AUGUUCCCCGACGCACCGGCGUCCCCUGAUGAACCAAGUCCUGUGAUAUCACCUACCCGCACGCGUAUGUUCUAUUUCAACUACCUUGUAACAGACACAAAAUUAACGGAUGAAGAACGAUGGCACCGUCGUUAUUACGAUUAUAUUUUUCCAAACAUGGAGAAGUCACGCUAUGAAGGCGAUGUUUUGCGAUCCCUAACAAAUGAAACCGUACUACGCCAACGGCAACAGAUUCAAUAUGAUCAUAUCGAUAGGUGUAUCUCCGGGUUCCACGUUUAUGACUCCAUGAAGGCCAACCAGGAGGGAUGGGCCAUUCCAGUGCUGCAGCAACUCUACGACAAUGGAAAGCCCGUCAUACUAUCCUCCCUCGCUGACGCUCCCUGCGCGGAUCUCGGAGUUGAUGGACUCUUAGAGAAUUUUAACAUGAUACUUCGCACUGAACACCCUCUCACACCUUCUCUAUCCAGCUUUUUCAAGUCAUGCAUCUCGAAACAUUAUGACUUUGGCACUGCGUAUGCGCAUCUCCGGCCGCUUUGGAAGAAUGGCUUCAAACGACACAACCGUGAAAUAGUGGACAGGAACAUGCGGGAGGAAGUAAUUAUGGACAAAAUAAUCGUCAGUCGCCUUGUGCCACCUCGACGGGUCUGGGAUUUGUAUAGUAAUCGGGUGGUACCAUGGUGGAUCGCAUGCCAGAAUCCAUGGGCGAUAUCACACGCGUGGAUGGAUGAGAAGGAUCGUAAGCCUGUGCUAACAGCAAUCAACGGCUACAAGUGGCCCGUGCCGAUCCCGAAAGAUACUGACUUGGAUGCCAUUCGGAUUGAGAUGAUCAAUCUAGGCGCGGAGUAUGUGUGGUUGGACGUCCUCUGCCUGAGGCAAGCAGGCGGAGAAGAGGAAAAUGUGCGCGCGGCGGAGUGGAAAGUAGAUGUUCCCACAAUUGGACGCAUAUACGAAAUGGCCGAGAGAGUGGUGUACUACUUUUGCGGGUUAGGUCGACCAUUCACGACUGAGGAGAGUGGUUUGAAGAGUGAUAGGAGUUGGUUCAGACGCGCUUGGACCCUGCAGGAGAUCAGCAAGCAUCCCAUCAUCGGCGGUACUUCCAUCGAUGACACGAUGGUGUACGAAAUGUUGCCAGCCAAAUUUUGUGAGCAGCUGCUGUCGCUGGAGAAAAUCGCAAAGCGUGUAUUCGAACAGACUGAUGUGUUUUCCAUAUUGUCUCACAUGCGGGAUCGAGUAUCGACCAAACCCAGAGACAGAAUUGCAGGACUAGCAUAUCUUCUGAGACCACAGAUCAUACCCGCAUAUUAUGAGGCGCAGUCGGAAGAGGAUGCCUGGACUGCAUUGGUGAAUGUAAUCGCACAUGAUUACAAGGCGCCAAUGCUUUUCCUAUACCCCGAACCUGGGAACGGAAACGAAAGAUGGAGACCAUCAUGGGACCAGGUCAUGAAUGGGAGCCUUCCAUCUCACAAUCCGUAUUUGCUGCACGACGCCGUCACGUGGAAUCGGGAGACGAAUACUAACUCGUAUCAAGCUUAUUUCAUCCGAUCGGCCCUUGUCCGAGGACUGGACCGGGAAGAUAAGCAUGGGAAGCCUCGGUGUGGAGAUUUUAUUGUCAAAGACAGGUUCAUUGGGAGAGACCAUAGUUUCAAGAUCGUCGCCGCCCACCAACACCGAAUUGCCGAGGGUUGGUAUACAAUUUUUAGUAGUGAAAAUAGAGGACUCCAUUCAGAGGACUCAAGGUACUGGGUUUGCGGUCGGAUGAGACCAGGGAAUACAUUCGAGAAACAGUCGGUUUUCCAGAUGCCGUACUUUGUGGAUGCCGAAAGGCUGAGGACUCUGCGCAUGGGUGAAAUGUCUCGCGUCACUCUUGCGUGA
Molecule: messenger RNA, 1872 nt
Organism: Desarmillaria tabescens
Lineage: Eukaryota; Fungi; Basidiomycota; Agaricomycetes; Agaricales; Physalacriaceae
Exons: 3
Coding region: 1-1872 (623 amino acids)
Source: RefSeq, a predicted model, not a curated record